AUGAUAGCAGAAAUCCUCUGCAGAUUAACAGCAAAGGAGCUUCUCUGUUGCAGGUCUGUAUCUAAACCAUGGUGUGCUUUAAUUGAUGGUCCAAGCUUCAUUAAAUUACAUUUAAAGCACUCUAUGGAUACAAGUUCCAACCUUUACAUCAUCCUGAGAACUACUUCACAUGUUCACUACAUGGGUUUUGAUCAAAAUUUAGUUUUAAAUGAUUGUGUUACUUUGAAAGAGUUGAAUCAUCCUUUGAUGUGUUAUAAUCAUGGGAUUAAAGUUUUAGGUUCUGUUAAUGGGCUGCUUUGCAUUUCUAAUGUUGUUGAUGAUAUUGCUUUGUGGAACCCAUCAAUUAGAAAGCAUCGGGUGGUGCCCUUUUUGCCUAUUGAGCUGAAAAGGUAUUUUGGGACUAAAUCUUGUCAUGUGUAUGUGUUUGGAUUUGGGUAUGAUUGUGUCCGGGAUGAUUACAAGGUUGUUAGGAUUGCGCAGUUUGGAGGUGGGGGGAUGAGGAGUUUUGAGUCUGAGGUUAAGGUUUAUAGUUUGAGGAAGCAAUCGUGGAGGAGGAUUGGUGAUAUGCCUUAUUGUGUUCACUAUCCAGGUGCAAAUGGGGUUUUUGCCGGUGGUGCUUUACAUUGGGUUGUGGGUGAGAAUCCUGAAUCAAAUGUGGCGAAUAUAGUUGUUGCAUUGGAUUUAGAAGCUGAGGAUUAUAAGGUGGUGCCACAGCCUGAGAACAAGGAUAAGAAUUUUAAUAUUGAUUUAGGGGUUUUGAGAGGAUGCCUGUGUUUUCUUGCAAAUUUUCAAGGCGAACGUGUUGAUGUGUGGACGAUGAAGGAGUAUGGGGUAAAGGAGUCUUGGACUAAACUGUUUUCGGUUGCACGGCUUGAGUUCAUUGGGUUUCUUAGAACUCUUAAACCUUUAGCUUAUUCAAAGAGUGGUGAUGAAGUUCUCAUCGAACAUGACAACUUCGACCUUUAUUGGUAUGAUCUGAAGAGGCAACGAGUAAAGAAUAGGAUUCCUGGAAUACCAUAUUCGUUUGUAGCAGAGACUUUUGUAGAAAGCCUUAUUUCCCUCAAUCCCAAUAGGCAUCUUGAUGGAAGGACACAAGAUGAAAAUGAGGAGUUGAAAGAUAGGAAUAAGAGGGAUGAUUUCUUAUCCGAGGGGAACCAAAUUGCUCCAACUAGUGAGAAGCCUCAAAAGCAUUUAGUCCUUCGUUUUAAUGGAAAAUUCGGGAGGUCUGCUGUUCCAUUUGAUAAGAUGGGCAGAUAUGUUCGGAUGAGUGUGUUUAGGUUGCAAAAAUGCAAUUUGGUUGAGAGUUCUGAGCCAUGUCAACCAGAGAUAACAGCCGAUAUUCUAAGCAGACUACCGGUUAAAGCUCUCAAACGUUUCAGGUGCGUAUCAAAAUCAUGGUGCAAGGAAAUCGAAAGUCCAUAUUUCCUCACCAUGCAUCUGCAGAAGUCAUCACAAGCACACUCCAACCUGGGGCUUAUCCUUGGAGAUAUAUUUUCCACCGAGUUAAACACUGUAGACUUAGAGAAACUAAAUCUCACCUCCGUAGAACUAUUUGAAAGUAACAGAGGCAGGCUUAUUGACACUAUUGCCCUCUAUAACCCAAGUACUAGAGAAGAGAAAGUACUACCCUUUUCACACUCUGAGUUACACAUACCAAGUGGUAAGGUAUAUGACGAAGCAAGUUGGGAAUGGACUCUUUAUGGAUUUGGGUAUGACCCCAUGAACGAAGACAAUAAACUUGUGAAAAUUGUUGACUAUUAUGGUGAUACUCUUGAUAAGUGUUUCUUUUCUGAGGUUAAAGUUUAUAGCUUGAAGUCUAAUUCUUGGAAAAGAAUCAAGGGUUACCCUUAUUACAGUAUUGUCCAAAGCGAGCAUCACCCUGAUAAUAACAGGGUGUAUGGUGUGUUUGCUAAUAGUGCAGUUCAUUGGGCAGCAAGUACUGAAAUGAUAGUGCAAUGCGUUUUGCCAAAUAUAAUCGUUGCAUUUGAUUUUGGAGUUGAAGGGUUUAGGACAAUACCGAAACCUGCAGAUUAUCUGCCCAAUGAGCAUCAUUAUUUCGAUUUGGGGGUUUUAGGAGGGCGCUUAUCUCUGCUUUGUACUAAGAUUGGGUUGUAUGUGAAAAUAUGGGUGAUGAAGGAAUAUGGUGUGAAGGAAUCUUGA
Molecule: messenger RNA, 2160 nt
Organism: Dovyalis caffra
Lineage: Eukaryota; Viridiplantae; Streptophyta; Magnoliopsida; Malpighiales; Salicaceae
Source: the annotation of a GenBank genome assembly